Messenger RNA from Venustampulla echinocandica, 1392 nucleotides. RefSeq lists its product as uncharacterized. Gene Ontology annotation, molecular function: transmembrane transporter activity. The coding region runs from base 1 to 1392 and encodes 463 amino acids. Gene Ontology annotation, cellular component: membrane. The record is from RefSeq and is a predicted model, not a curated record. NCBI's taxonomy places the organism in Eukaryota, Fungi, Ascomycota, Leotiomycetes, Helotiales, Pleuroascaceae. Gene Ontology annotation, biological process: transmembrane transport. The transcript is spliced from 7 exons.
AUGUCUUCCAAGGACGAGAUCGCAGAUUCGCGAAUCGAAAAGGCCACCUCCAAUGAAAUUGAAAUGUCCAACGAGGGCAAGUUCGCCGAUGAAGAAUACACAGAGUCCGAAGUACGCAAAAUUAUCCACAGGGUUGACAGACGCCUCAUUAUCGUCUGUGGUCUUAUGGUCGCUGUUAGUCUCCUAGACAGAGGGAACCUCGGACAUGCGAACAUUGCUGGGAUGUCGGCAGAUCUGGGACUCGCGACAGGAACUCGAUACUCUCUCAUCGUCCUCAUUUUCUUCGCACCAUAUAUUGCUGCUAUCCUACCCUGCACUGUGUUGGUACGUAAGCUGGGCCCAAGAUGGACCUUACCUGCCUUAACUGCAGCCUGGGGGUUGGUUUCUUUGGGAUUUGGCUUCGUGCACAAUUGGACUGUUCUAGUUGGUCUCCGCAUCAUUCUCGGAAUCCUUGAAUCUGGUCUUUUCCCGGGAACAAUCUACCUCAUGUCAGUGUGGUAUACUCGCUACGACAUUCACAAGCGCUAUUCCUUCUUCUACUUGAUUGGACUGGUCGGCUCGUCCCUUGGAGGUGUGCUAUCCUAUGCAUUUAUGCAGAUGGCAGGAUUGGGAGGCCUAGGAGCUUGGAGGUGGAUAUUCGUCAUGGAAGGCGUAUUAACCUGUGUCAUUGCCGCAAUCGCCUUCUGCUUCCUAGUCGGUUCCCCGCAAGAUGCUCCAAAAGCGUGGAGAUUUCUUACGGAGAAAGAAGCCGCGCUUAUCAUUCGACGCAUCGAGAAAGAUCGAAAUGAUGCUGCUGUUGAUCAGAAUUGCUCAACGAUCAUGGGCUAUGCCGUUGCAUACUUCCUUCCUUUGAUUCUAAAUCAUGAACUUGGCUUCAGCAUCGGAGUCUCUCAGCUACUCUGCACUCCACCUUACAUGUUCGCCGGCGUUAUGAUGUACGCUGAAGGCUGGUUGUGUGACAAGUAUCAAGUCCGAAGCGCUGCCAUUCUCUACAACGCACUUCAAACUAUUCUCGGUUUGUGCCUGUUGGCUUGGACUAGCAUCCCCGGCGUGCAAUACUUUGGUGUCUUCCUUGUAACCUCCGGCUGCAACUCCAACAUCCCUGCUGUCCUGGCCUGGCAAGCAAACAACAUUCGAGGGCAUUGGAACCGGACUUUUUGCAGCGCGAGUUUGGUUGGCAUGGGAGGUCUUGGUGGCAUCAUCGGUGCUCUUGUUUUCCGCUCUCAGGACGCUCCCUUAUAUUUACCUGGGAUGUAUGCCUCAAUCGCUGCCAAUAUCAUUGUCAUCCUAAUCACAUCGUCAAUGGUCCUUUAUUUCCGUUAUGCAAACAAACAAGCGGCUGAAGGAAAACGGGUUAUUGCAGACCUUCCGGGAUUCCAGUACACUCUCUAA